AACAAUGACGCAUAAAUGGGCAGGGUUUUAAAGUAUUUCGCCAUUAAGUUGAUAUAUAAUAUUCACACACCACAGGAGAAGUCAAUAUUUUGAAUAUAUCGUACUAUUUUGUUUUCGUAUAUCGAAAACAAUGACGGGCUUACUGAAAAUGAAGAUGUUCGUAUCACUGAUCGUCCUUUACGUUCUUUUGGAUAACGGACUUGGUGCCCCAGCCUCUGGCCCAGGCAAAGGCAGGUACAUGUGGGUCAAGUGUCGUCCCAAUGGUCAGAAUGCCAACUGCAUCAAACAGAGAGGACCAUUGCAGGAUCUACCAGGACUCCAAGACAGACUUCCAGCAUCUGCUGUCAAGGACCUACUGAAUAAGAACCCUGCGCUUGACGAGCAGGAGGCAACCAGCCUCGAAUGGAAAGAUCAGCAGGAGGAGGAUCAGAAGGAUGAGGAGGCAGUGCAGGAGGAACAAGAAGAGGAGGCGAAGGAGGAGGAACAGGAAGACGUGUAUGAGGAGGAGUUAGAAGAGGAUGCUGAUGAGGAAGAAUACCAGUAUGAGGUAGACCCAGUUCUGGUGGAGCCUGUGGAGGAGCAAUCUGGGGAGGGCUCAGCCGCUGGACCUUUCCUCAAUGACCAGGGCUCUGGGGAGGUAGACUACUCCAGCUUCGUCUUCCCUGAGAAGGUCAUGAUAGAUCAGGUCAUACCUCCAGUUCAGGAGAUGAAAGAAGACCUCCUUCUCCUGUAGAGUUAUUGCAGAGAACAGCAAUGCUUCUGAUAUGACUCAUACUGUUUUCAAAAGUGAUUCCUUAUCUGGCAACAUAUUUAAACAUUAUAUGAACAAGUGUAAAUGCCCGAUUUGAUACAUUUACUGUAUAUAAAACUGUCCUGUCCCGGCUGUUCUGUGUAGGAUAAGCUUAAUUUGCACCUCAUUUUCCAAAAUUAGAUAAGAAUAUCAGGGUUUUUAAUACGUCAUUUGUAUUCAUUUGAUUAAACCAGUGACCUUUAUAUACAUAAACUCUGUGCACAUAAACGGAUUUGAAGGGAUUUUUUGUUUUUUGCUUUUCUUGCUGUAUUGAUACAGUUACAGUAAUCGAUGUAGCACCUUUGCCCCCCCAAAAAGCCUAUAGUCUAUAAGUAAUACGUUAUUUAAAAGUUUCAAUGUAGAUCUCAGUUUAAAAAAUCUGUAACCAGGCUUCAUUUCUGUCCUGAAACCUAGCCUAUCAUAUGUUAUUAGGUGCAUGACUGCAUAGCUACUACUAAAUAUCUGUAGUGGUCACAAUUAGACAUGUUAUCACUCUUUUCUUGUCUUAUUUCUAUCAAUGGGAUGAAAAACAAAAGUGUAUGGAGGAUUGAAUAAAGAAACAUUUUGAACCAAACAAC
Molecule: messenger RNA, 1368 nt
Organism: Osmerus eperlanus (European smelt)
Lineage: Eukaryota; Metazoa; Chordata; Actinopteri; Osmeriformes; Osmeridae
Gene: srgn
Product: serglycin
Exons: 3
Coding region: 131-733 (200 amino acids)
Source: RefSeq, a predicted model, not a curated record